GGGAGUGAGGAAGAGGGGAGCGCGACGUCGGUGAACCCAGCUCCAUCAUCAACAUGCCUGGGGAGUCCACUCUGAGGCGGGACUUCCUGCGUCUGCAGCUGGCCACCAAUGACGCGCUGCGCAGACAGCAGCAGGAGCAGCAGCAGAACGAAGAGCACAAGCGCCAACUACUGGCCGAGAGGCAGAAACGCAUCGAGGAGCAGAAAGAACAGAGGCGGCGGCUGGAGGAUCAACAGCGCAGAGAGCGCGACCUGAGGAAACAGCAGGAGAGGGAGCAGAGGAGACGCUACGAGGAGAUGGAGCAGCUGCGGAGAGACGAGGAGAGGAGGCACGCGGAGAGAGAGCAGGAGUAUAUCCGUAGACAGCUGGAGGAGGAGCAGAGGCAGUUAGAGAUCCUCCAGCAGCAGCUUCUCCAGGAGCAGGCUCUACUGCUGGAGUAUAAGCGUAAGCAGAUAGAGGAGCAGAGGCAGGCAGAGAGACUGCAGAGGCAGCUUCAGCAGGAGAGAGCCUACCUGGUCUCUCUCCAACAACAGCAGCAGCAGGAAGGGAGACCAGCCGACAAGAAGCAGUUGUAUCACUAUAAAGACUCGGUCAACCCCACCGAUAAGCCGGCCUGGGCCAAAGAGGUGCUGAAACAGCGUCCAAAGAGUAACCCUCCCAUACAACAUCAAUCCUUCAACCAACCGGCCGCUCCGGCUGCCUACCAGCCCCAUCCCAGGGCCCGAAUCCCCAGACCAGGCCCCUCCCAAUCCCCCUACCCCCCACAGCCGCCCCCCCACAUCCGUGUUUCCCUGGAGACGAGGGAUCCCCUGGAUCCCGGGCUGAAGCGGGAGAUCAGUCUGCAGGUGCGGGAGAUGAGAGCACAGAGGGGCCGCAGACAGGGGCCCAAGGAGCCCAAGGAGCCCAAUGAGCCCAAAGGCCCCAAGGAGCCCAAGAACCCCAAGUCGGAAUGCAGACAACAAGCAGGCCCCAGGCAGUGGCUCUACCCGGCCACAGAGCAGGACGCUAGCCAGGGGCCAGAUAAGCCCCAGGGGCCUCCACCUGGCCCCGGCUCUGUCUCAGCAGCCAAACUGGUGGAGGAGAGGUCUAAACUGAACCGGCAAAGCUCUCCAGCGUUGCAACACAAGAUGUCCAACCGUGCGCCCGACCCCUCCCUGCCCCCCCGCUCUGAGUCCUUCAGCAGUGGGGGCAUGCAGCCCCCCUUCACCCCCCCCAUGAUCCGCUCCGUCGAACCCCAGAUGGCUCACCUGGUCCCCGUCAGGACUCACAGCUCAAUGUCCGGCUCCCAGUCGCUGCAGGACCAGACAGGUUCCGCCCUGGGGGAGGUGACGGCCAUGGGCUCUCCCCGGCCAGAGAUGCCCCCCAGGCAGAACUCCGACCCCACAUCCGACACCCCCACCCCCCCGCCUCGGGUGGCCAGUCGGGACGAGAGGGACCGGACGGCCUGGUUGAGAGACGAGGCCAUGCCCCCCAAGGUCAGGGUUCCCCAGAGGACCACUUCCAUCUCCCCAGCCCUGGUCAGGAAGAACUCGCCCAACGGAGGCCUAGGACUCGGCCUUCGCACUGGAGGCCAGCUCAUACGGGCCAGCAACCCAGACCUGCGUCGCUCAGAGCUGUCACUGGAUGCCGCUCUGCAGAGGACAUCGUCCAACUCUUCCUCUUCCUCCUCCCCCUCGUCUCAGGGUGGCUCUGCCGAGCGGAAAGGUCAAGCCCAGCAGGAAGUAUCCCCUACUGGAGCCAAUCAGGAAGCUAAGCCUAAACAGGAGGAAGGAAGAGAGUCAGCCAGACCCAGCAGACCAGCUAGUUAUAAGAAAGCCAUAGACGAGGACCUCAGUGCGCUGGCUAAGGAACUGAGGGAGUUGAGGGUGGAGGAGGGAAACAGACCUCCUGCAAAGGUGACGGACUAUUCGUCCUCCAGCAACGAAUCAGAGAGCAGCGAUGAAGAUGGGGAAACCGUGGGGCAUGAUGGGACUGUGGCUGUCAGCGACAUCCCACGCAUCAUGCCAGCGGUGCAGGGCAGCAGUGAGACCUACAGGGGACUAGCAGAGGACUCUCUGGGAGACACCUACAACAACUCUAAAGACAGCACUCUGAUGAUGAGAGAGGCGGAGGAGAGGAGGAGAGGGGGUCACAGCGAGAGCAAUGGGUUUGGCAACCAUGGUAACCAUGGCAACCUACCUGACCUGGUGCAACAGAGCCACUCCCCAUCUGCCACGCCCACAUCCGCCCUUCAGGAACUCAGUGACUUGGCAGAGUUUGGGUUGGGCGGGUCUAAAGCCUCCUUCACACCAUUCGUUGACCCUCGUGUCUAUCAAACUUCCCCCAACGAUGAGGAUGAUGAAGAUAACUCUGCAGCUGACAUGUUUGCAAAUGAGCUCCUGAGGCAGGAGCAGGCCAGACUCAACGAGGCCAGAAAAAUCUCGGUGGUGAAUGUGAACCCCACCAACAUCAGACCUCACAGCGACACGCCGGAGAUCCGCAAGUACAAGAAGAGGUUCAACUCUGAGAUCCUGUGUGCUGCUCUCUGGGGUGUUAACCUCCUGGUGGGGACAGAGAACGGGCUGAUGUUGCUGGACCGUAGUGGUCAGGGGAAGGUGUACAACCUCAUCACCCGUCGGCGCUUCCAGCAGAUGGAGGUCCUGGAAGGUCUCAACGUCCUGGUGACCAUCUCUGGUAAGAAGAACAAGCUACGUGUUUACUACCUGUCCUGGCUGAGGAACAGGAUAUUACACAAUGACCCGGAAGUAGAGAAGAAGCAGGGCUGGAUCACUGUGGGGGAGCUGGAGGGCUGCGUGCACUACAAAGUUGUGAAAUAUGAGAGGAUCAAGUUUUUGGUGAUUGCACUGAAGAACUCGGUGGAAAUCUAUGCCUGGGCACCCAAACCAUACCACAAGUUUAUGGCCUUCAAGUCGUUCACUGAUCUGCAGCACCGCCCCCAGCUGGUUGACCUGACCGUGGAGGAGGGGCAGAGGUUAAAGGUCAUCUAUGGCUCCAGCGUUGGCUUCCAUGUCAUCGACGUGGACUCUGGGAACCCCUACGACAUAUACAUCCCCUCCCACAUCCAGAGUCAGGUGACCCCCCAUGCCAUCGUGGUUCUGCCCAAGACGGACGGCAUGGAGAUGUUGCUAUGCUACGAGGACGAGGGUGUGUACGUCAACACGUACGGGCGCAUCACCAAGGACGUGGUGUUGCAGUGGGGCGAGAUGCCCACCUCUGUCGCCUACAUCCACUCCAACCAGAUCAUGGGCUGGGGGGAGAAGGCUAUCGAGAUCCGCUCUGUGGAGACAGGUCACCUGGACGGGGUCUUCAUGCACAAGAGGGCCCAGAGGUUGAAAUUCCUGUGUGAGAGGAACGACAAGGUGUUCUUUGCAUCAGUGCGUUCGGGAGGAAGCAGCCAGGUGUUUUUCAUGACCCUCAACAGGAACUCCAUGAUGAACUGGUGAAGCUCCUCCUACUCCCUCCCCAUUGGUCAGCCCAGCGUUCCAUCUGAGACUGAGGCACCAAUAAAAACAGCCAGUGGCUGGUAUGACGACUACUGCAGUGGCUGUUGAAACACUGUAGAAGAUGGUCAACACAGAUAUACUACCAGGCAGAUGAAAGUUGCUGUGGAGCUGAUGGAGACCAGGAGGACCGCAGGGAUGGCACCUCCUGAGAACACUGCAACUGUUGAACCUCUUUCGAAAUGAACCACACUACUCCCCUGAUCUCCCUUUCCCCUUUCCUCUCUCUCUCUCUUACGCACUCUCUCUCUCUCUCUCUCUUACUCACUCUCUCGCUCUUACACACUCUCUAUCUCUCUCUAUCUUACUCUCUCUCUCAGCCCUCCUCGGUUUCCAGGAUUGGGUGACCCAUUUGAAUCUUCUGUGACCUGUUUCACCAUCCCUCUGUCCCACUAGGCAAAAGUAAUGCCUGUGUCCCUUUAAAGUCAGGUCACCUCUACCAUCCUGCCCUCCCAGGUCAUCUUUCUCUCCUCUCCUCCUCAAGUCUUUAAAUUCUGAAGGUGCUGCAUCAGAUAUACUGUAAUAUUAAAUGAACCUAACAGUUUUUCUGUUUUUGGAGAUGUUUUCUUUCUAAGUACUAGGAUGUUGAGUUGGGUUGACGUCUGAAGCUUGAUGAUGACAUGUACAGCACAUUCACGUAUCUGAAUCGGAAGUAUUUGUUGGUCUGUCUGUCUGCCCAAUUACCUGCCUGUCUGUAUGUCUGUUUGACUUCAUGCUGAAAUACCAGAGAAAAAAAAUGUGUUCCAUACACAAGAGAAUCAAAUAACCAUCAGCUGAAAAAGAAGUAUGUUUGUCUGUAAAGAAUCAUAGUGAGAAGUUCUGGCACCCAAUUUGAGUCAAUGUCAUUCUAUUCUGAUUCAAAUUAUUUUCUGAUUGAGUCGUAACUGUUUGUACAGUGCCUAGCAUGAUGUAAGAUAAAAGAAAAUGCCGGCCAAUUUAUUAUCAUUGCCUAUUUUGAAUUGAUAUUUUCUUUGGAUUAUGAUUUGAUUUUAACACUUGAAUUACAUUAAGUUAACAUUCACUUUAAGAUGACCUUGUUGAAAAAAAUAUAUAUAUAUGAACAUGCAGAUUAUUCACAAUCACAAUCAGAGACCUACUCACAGAAUGCAGUGCAAAACUCAAUGCUGGGAAACGGUGUAUUUUGCCGGUGUAGGAUGUACUAUGUAGUGGAGUUGAAGGUAGGGGUCUUGAAGGUACAGAUUAGAGGUCACUGUGUUUGACUGACACUCAAAAAUUAUAUAUACAUAUACUGUCUCUCCUCUAAACCACUAUCACUGUCUGGAUAUAGAUUUUUGUUUAUAUUGUCUUAUUUACUAAACAAGUUAUUUUUUACAACCAUGUCUAUACAAUCAUGUCACAAUUUGUUAACCAGAAGUUGGAAAUGAUUGUUAUUACUUGAAUGCUUUUGUCCACUUUCAUGAUAUUUUGAAAUGUAAUUAGCAGUCUUAUUUUGUUUUAGGGGGACAGGAGUCUGUCAGGGUUAAAGCAAUAAAGAGCUGUGCUGAUUAAACUACUGUCUUCCUAGAGAGUGAGUGAGUGAGUGAGUGAGUGAGUGAGUGGGUGGGUGGGUGGGUGGGUGAGUGAGUGAGAGAGAGAGAGAGAAGGGGGGGAGAGAGAGAGAGAGGAGAGAGAUUUGACUUGUUUUCUUCUGAAGAGAGUUGGUCCUUGCUUUGAGGACUUUUCUCUAGGAAAGUAACAGUAACACUGUUUUUGAAUUAUAUUGUUUAGAAUGAGAAAGUCAUUACUUAUGUUUAGUUUGGGGUUUAUUUGUUUUGUAAAAGAGAUACUGUAAGAGAGUAAUAAAAUAAACUAGAACAU
Messenger RNA from Osmerus eperlanus (European smelt), 5318 nucleotides. It is a transcript of the gene tnika, whose product is annotated as TRAF2 and NCK interacting kinase a. The coding region runs from base 54 to 3443 and encodes 1129 amino acids. The transcript is spliced from 25 exons. The record is from RefSeq and is a predicted model, not a curated record. Lineage: Eukaryota; Metazoa; Chordata; Actinopteri; Osmeriformes; Osmeridae.